This is a messenger RNA of Prunus mume (Japanese apricot), 2246 nucleotides long. RefSeq lists its product as uncharacterized. The record is from RefSeq and is a predicted model, not a curated record. NCBI's taxonomy places the organism in Eukaryota, Viridiplantae, Streptophyta, Magnoliopsida, Rosales, Rosaceae. Gene Ontology annotation, molecular function: protein binding.
CUCUUUUUGACCCUUUUAUUAUUUCUCUCUCCCCCUCUCUAUUUUUACAUCCUUUUCAGACACUGUGUUCAAGUAAUACAUACUCUCAAGUCUAGAGAGAGAGAGAGAGAGAGCGAGAGGGUGAUAGAGAGAUAAUGGGGUCUUUGCCAGGUGAAACUGCAAGGAAGAAGGCAAUGUGGCUCUAUCCAAAGGUUACGGGAUUAAAUCCUUCUGAGAGAUGGGGGCACUCUGCUUGCUAUGCUCGUGGGGUUUUGUAUGUUUUUGGGGGAUGUUGUGGAGGUAUGCAUUUCAGUGAUGUUCUUAUGCUUAAUCUUGAAACAAUGGUCUGGAACACUCUUGCAUCAACUGGUCAAGGGCCUGGUCCUAGAGACAGCCAUAGUGCCGUUGUUCUAGGGCACAGGAUGAUAGUUUUUGGAGGUACAAAUGGCUCUAAGAAGGUAAAUGAUCUUCAUAUAUUGAAUCUUGUGACCAAAGAAUGGACACGACCAGAAUGUACGGGGACUCCACCUUCACCCCGUGAAAGCCACACUGCCACGCUUGUUGGUGACGAAAAAUUAGUGGUAUUUGGGGGUAGUGGAGAAGGUAAAGGAAAUUACUUGAACGAUCUUCAUGUUCUAGACCUUAAUACCAUGAGAUGGACUUCCCCUGAGGUGAAGAGUGAUAUUCCUGUUCCUAGAGAUAGUCAUAGUUCUCUAGCAAUAGGAAAGAAGCUUCUUGUGUAUGGUGGAGACCGUGGUGAUAGGUAUUAUGGCGGCAUUGAUGUGUUUGACAUGGACACACUGACUUGGUCAAGGUUGGCUGUUCAAGGAUCUUCACCUGGUGCCAGGGCUGGCCAUGCAGCUGUGAGUGUCGGGACAAAGGUCUAUGUCAUUGGAGGGGUUGGAGACAAACAUUACUACAAUGAUGUUUGGGUCCUAGAUGUGAGUACUUGUUCAUGGACCCAACUUGAUAUAUGCGGCCAACAGCCACAAGGGCGAUUCUCUCACACUGCUGUUGUUACAGAUUCUGACAUUGCUGUCUAUGGAGGGUGCGGGGAGGACGAGCGCCCUCUGAAUGAGUUGCUGGUGUUGCAGCUUGGAGCAGAACAUCCCAAUGGUCGUUACAAUAUUUCCAUGUGCAAAAUUUUCGGAAGCCAUUGGAACCAAGAGAGGAGAAGGCUCUCUAAAGGAGCAGAUUUUAACACGCAGAAAACUAUGCUGAUGGGGAACCAUGUAGUAGUAAGAGAAACAGCUGAACCAGAAUCAGAAGCGAAACGAUCUCUCCAAAACAAAUCAGAUAGUACUUUACAUCCAAAAAGGAGAAGAACCACCGGUACAAAAGCAUGGGACGUCGAGUCAGAACAAGAGGAGCAUUCUCUAUCACUCUCCCAGCAUUCAUCACCAUCACACUCUGACCAAGAACAGACACCAAAUCCUAGAAUUGUUGAUUCAGCCCCAGGUUCUCAAGGUUUUAAUUUGUUUAAGAAAAAAAUUCAGAGUCCGAGAAAUAGCCAAUCUCCCAAUGCUUUAAGUAACUGUAAAGAUCUUAGAAAUUCUGUUCAAAAAUCUCCAAACCUUAACUUGUUAGGAGAUCAUCAAACCGAACUAAAACGAGAACAGCAUCCUCAUGUCAGCACUGGCAGACCAAUUAUGCAAUAUCCAGCUGUAGAGCAGAAAACUUAUGAGGCAGUGCCUGUUCAGAACCUGAUUGGCGCCGAGGUUCAAGGCAAAGUUGAUGGAGCAUUUGACUCAGGUUUCUUAAUGACAGCAACUGUUAAUGGAAGGCUAUAUAGAGGGGUCUUGUUUGCACCAGGAGCUGGGAUCAUCUCAAGAGUGCCAACUGUUGCACAAAGCACUUCAUCUUCAACAAGCCAAAUCCCCAUUGCCAUUGCCCAACCAUUCCCAAACCCGAACCGCACAGAGCCACCCUUGAAGCUAUCCGAGCAGCCAAUGAAGAAUUCCAUGCCAGGGUCAGGUUUAGGCCUCAGGCAACCUCAGGUGGCUCGACCAUUUUCGGUCAUUCGAGCCACUUCAUCCUUAGCCAAAGAAAACAACCUUACAAGUGAUCUUCCUGGUGUGUUUUUGUCACUUGGAGGACCAGGAAGUGGUUCUGGUGGAUCUUAGAAGCUCCUAUAUUGGAUGAUAACUUAUUCCUUGCUCCUUUUUAGAAAUUUUGUAAUUUUACACAGCUAGGUUAUCUUUGUUAAGUUCUAUGUCAUCAGUUGAUUCUUUGAAUCAAAUGAUGAUCGAGUGGUAACUUGGUAGGUA